UGUGUAUAAAAAGGCAUAAGGCAAGCUGAUGAGUUGCAAGAGCAAUUGGUUGGAUACAUCAAACCUAGAGGUUUCUAGUCACCAUGAGUGUCAAGCAAAGUCAUAGAUUUUCAUCUGGGUCCAGCUGCUGUGGUGUUAGCAUGCAUGGAGGCAGAGGCUAUGGAGGCCUCAGAAGUUCCUUAGGAGGGUAUUGUGGCAUCGGUGGUGGAAGCAUUGGUGGUAAAAACGAAGGCAUGCUGAAUGUCUGCGAGAAAGAAACCAUGCAACAACUGAAUGACCGACUGGCAAACUAUCUAGGCAGAGUCCGCUCUUUGGAAGAGGAAAACGGCCAGCUUGAGAGGAAGAUUAGAGAAUGGUAUGACAGACAGGUUCCAUACUCCUUUCCUGAUUUCAACAACUAUUUCAGGACCAUUGAAGAACUUCAGAAUAAGAUUCUAAAUGCAAGUUCUGGAAAUGGCAACCUAAUCCUGCAGAUUGAUAAUGCCAGACUGACCUCUGAUGAUUUCAGAAACAAAUUUGAAAGUGAAGCUGCUUUCCGCAUGGGGGUUGAGGGAGAUAUGAAUGGCCUUCGCCGAGUCCUGGAGGAACUCAACCUGGGCAACAAUGACCAAGAAAUACAGCGACAAAAUCUGAACGAGGAACUGACCUUCCUGAAGAAGAAUCAUGCUGAGGAAGUCGCCAGUCUGCGCUCUCAGCUGGGACAAAGAGUAAAUGUGGAAGUGGAUGCUGCUCCUUCUGUGGAUCUAAACGGAGUUUUGGGAGAAAUAAGAGAGCAAUAUGAAGGCAUAGUGGAGAGUAACAGGAGGGAGGCUGAGAACUGGUUCUUAAGCAAGAGUGAAGAGUUGAACCAGCAAAUAACCAGUGGUGCCAAUCAACUACAGACAGUUCAGACUGAAAGCAUCCAAUUGAGAAAUACUAUCCAAGGCCUGGAGAUUGACCUGCAGUCUCAAAAUAGCAUGAGAGGAGCCCUGGAAGGCACCAUGGCAGAUAUAGAAUCCCGUUAUGGUGGUCAACUUUCGCAACUGCAAUGCCUGAUUAAUAAUGUGGAGUCACAACUGGGAAAUCUUAGAUCAGAUCGGGAAAGACAAAACUUUGAGUAUAACGCGCUCAUGGAUGUUAAGACACACCUAGAAAUGGAGAUUGCAACAUACAGGCGCCUGCUUGAAGGAGAAGACAGACAACGGGGCUCAAACAGAGACAUGGGCUCAAACAAAGACAUGGGACAUAGCAGGUCAAGGACAACAGUGACCAUGAUGGAAGAAGGGUUUCGUAAAGCUUAAUCGGAAUAGUGUAAUGCAGGGCUGUAGCUCCAAUGAGUGAGUGCUAAGGCCAUGCACUUAACCCCAGUUUUGGCUUUGUAGCAUUUCUAAACUUGCUCAACAAUUUCGCUCGUCUUUAAUCACAUUGUACCAUAUAUCUUUCAUAUCUUGUGAUUGUUCUGGUUUUCUGUAUAUCAACUUCUGAAAUCUGUACCUGUCAAGCCUCUUAAUAAACC
Molecule: messenger RNA, 1495 nt
Organism: Xenopus laevis (African clawed frog)
Lineage: Eukaryota; Metazoa; Chordata; Amphibia; Anura; Pipidae
Gene: krt34.L
Product: keratin 34 L homeolog
Exons: 7
Coding region: 84-1280 (398 amino acids)
Source: RefSeq, a predicted model, not a curated record